Amoebophrya sp. A120 is the source of this 2970-nucleotide messenger RNA. Lineage: Eukaryota; Dinophyceae; Syndiniales; Amoebophryaceae. The record is from the annotation of a GenBank genome assembly.
UCCUCGCGUUGUGAUGAGGAUUCAGGUCAUCUGGAGCAUGUCAUCACGAGGACGUGGUAGUUCGUGACUUCUACAUUCUCAUCUUUUGUAGAAUGGCAGACAGCUGCUCAACGCAUAACUAGGUACGUACCCCCCACAUAUUUUGCCUGGCAGCAUUUUUUACAACAUUACUAUUCUCAUGACCAUCCCAAUAAGGCAAACGCCAUACGAGCAGACAUGACGUCGCCCCCGGCGGGCAAGAUCAACUGCAAGACGAAGUAGGAGAAGCACUACUACAAGUAGCACCGACGCGAAGGACUUUUUAAACUUCUUGAUCCGUUGAGGAGUAAUAUAGAACUUGACUUGCCCAGCAUGGGGCAGAUGAUUUCCGACAACUUCAUCCCGAUGUCCGUCGCAGAAGCGGAGCGGGAGCUGCACAGUGGGGAUUUUUCGGACGAGAUGACUGGCACCGCCGGCGCAGCGAAUUUGGUCCCCCAAAGCGAACGGGUGCUUCUCGCCUACCAGAUUAAUUCGCAACGGGUGCUGUUCACGGAGAAGCGGAUCAUCUUGCAGACCCCCGAUAUGUUUUUCUGCAAGGAGACCGGAAACUGCAUGCGGUUUCUGCCCUACUCCAGCAUCGGCGGGUACGCGGUGCACACGCCCGGGUCCUUUGAUCGCGACUGCGAGGUGGAGCUGUGGACGAAGUGCAAGGACAAGUUGCGCGUCGUCGUCCGCGACUUCGCGCGGGUGAACCCGCUACCGAUCUGGAGCGUUUUGCAGUUGCUGAACGACAAGGUCCUGCCCGAUUUUCACCCGUAUUCCGGGUUCCAGUCGGUGGUAAAUUGGGAUCCCAGUGUGCACAACGACUUCCCGACAUUCUGGGACCUGCUGGGGAGCAACAUGGCCGAGCUGGACCCCCGGGAAGUGCAGCGCAAUUUGCAACAGCGCGGGCUGCUGCAACGGCCCAUACAAGGAGCCGUGAAGGUCCCGGAAACCGUCGUGCUCGCUUUCGACGGGACCCGGAACUUGUACCCGACGAUGGCGGUGUUCACUAACAAGCGCUUCUUCUCGGUCGGUCAGGACGGGUUCUCGGGGAAGCGGUACGCGUACGAAUCCAUCCUGUACGAGCAUAUCCGCUUGUUCUCCUUCGAAACCGCUGGUACCGGUGGCGUGUUCACCGAUCGGGACUCGACCCUGCAAAUGUUCACGGACCUGCCAGGCAAACCGGUCGUGUCGCAGGACUUCAAGGCGAACGUCGACAUCAAGAAGAUCGGGAAUUUUCUCAUGUCCGUCACCUGCGGCAACCACGACGGGCACAUCAGCUCCAUUCAGCACGCGCGCAACAUUGCCGGCACGCUGGGCGGCGGGACUCUCGGCCCCAUGGCGUGGCUCACAAGGUCGGACGGGAACGCCGGGCAGAUUGACGCCGGGGAAGCGGAUGCGGAGUUUCACCGGCAGGGCGUGUUGCAGCCGAGCGAGCGGGUCGAGAUGGGGUUUAAGGGGAAGAAAGACUACUUUCUCUUCACCACGAAACGAGUUUUGUUCGUGGAUAACAAGAAAAAGGGGCUCUUCGGCUCACACGGCAGCGCGACGGAGUACAUGACCAUCCCCUACCACAGCAUCAGCCACUUCGCGGUGCAAACCCCCGGCGGCCGCAAUUUUUUAGGCCAAAAGGACGGCGACUGCGAGGUCCAGCUCUGGACCGACAGCUGCUGUUACAAACCCGCAAAGUCCGACGGGGAAGACCACAAGCCGCCGAAGCCGUGGGUGACCUUCAUCGAGCUGGACCUGGCAAGGGACCGCGUCGACCUCGUUGGUGUGCACCAGUAUUUGAGCGAGAAACUGAUGGCGCGGCCUGCCGACCGCUGGCAGCAAUACGCCUACCAGGGCAGCGGCGCCAGGGCUGCUGCGCAGGCGACGCAAAUCCAAAGGCCCGAACUUUCCAUGAGCAACAACAUGUUCGACCUGUUCGUCUCCUGGGCCACGAACGACGCGCAGCAGGUCAACCCGCAGCUCGCCAACGCGCAGAUGCACCAGGCGCAGCUGCUCUCGUUGGACGAAUUUGUCAUGCUCGCCUUCCGCUGCGGCCGGGAUUUGCUACUGUUGACUACCAGGCGGAUCUUCAUGAUUGACGCCCAGGGGUUCACGGGGAAGAAGGUGCAGUACUUGACCAUUCCCUACCAGUCGUGCAGGCAGUUCAGCGUGAAGUCUGCGGGCGACGAGUGGAGCUUCGAUCUGGACUGCGAGCUCGAGCUGUCUGUGCGCGCGUUUUGGAACACCCGGGGAACCCCGGUCUUCGACGAAGACAUCGAUCCGACGAUUCGCCAGGAUCUAGCGCGGGGGCACGUCGAUCUGCUUUCCCUGCAGGGGUUCCUCACCGAUCGGGUCGUGCUUCACUACGGUGCCUCCGCGGCGGCGAUUUCCCAGCUGCAAAACCUUCCCAAUUUUCAGAACCUAGUGCCCCCCUCCCAUUCGAGCGACGACAAGGGCCUAACGGGCCUGUUGAUGUCCGCUCUGAAGGUGCUCGACCGCGACAAUUUCGCGCAGCUCGGCCUGGAUGAGACACGGCAGCUGGAAGCUGCACUCACGCAACAGCGGAUUCUGAUCUGUUACCCGGACCGGAAUGUGGAAGAACGCGUGGAACUCGCCUUCCGGAACCGGAAAGACUUUAUCCUGUUCACGAACCUCCGUCUGUUCCACAUCGAUUUUACCGCGAGGUCGUUUUUCAAGCUCGGUGGCGGAAACAAAAUCGAGUACAAAUCGAUGCCGUGGGGCCUCUUGUUCGACCAGCAGCGAGGCCGGAUGACGUCAAACUUGUUAGCGUUUACCUUUGAGACCGCCCAGUUCACCAACAGAUUCGAUCUGGAUUCCACCAUGACGCUGCACAAACAGGUCACGAAAUUGGACGGUAAGAUCCGGGUGGACAUCCAGCGGGGGAGAUGCGACUUUGGCUCCAUUGCGAGGUGGCUCACGUCCAAACUAGUUUUGUAG